Messenger RNA from Hansenula ciferrii, 1077 nucleotides. Its product is annotated as Ubiquitin carboxyl-terminal hydrolase. The transcript has a single exon. Gene Ontology annotation, molecular function: cysteine-type deubiquitinase activity. Bases 1 to 1077 code for a protein of 358 amino acids. NCBI's taxonomy places the organism in Eukaryota, Fungi, Ascomycota, Saccharomycetes, Phaffomycetales, Wickerhamomycetaceae. The record is from RefSeq and is a predicted model, not a curated record. Gene Ontology annotation, biological process: protein deubiquitination.
AUGAUGUUUGGUUAUUUUUUUGAAAUGGUUACUAACAAUCUUGUGUUUUUAGAUCCAAUUGAAAUUAAGAAGGAAACUCAAGAAGAUUCAAUAGAAGAUGAAGAUCUAAUUGCUAAAUACUCACAUCCAACAAGUUUUAAGGCAACAACUGGUUUACGCGGGUUCGUGAAUAUGGGAUCAACAUGUUUUAUGAGUAGUGUUUUACAAACAAUCAUACAUAAUCCAAUAAUAAGAAAUUAUUUCAUGUCAGAAGGUCAUAUAGAUUGUUUGAAAGGUAAAAAUGAAUGUAUAACAUGUUGUGUUGAUGAAAUUAUUACAGAUUUUUUUACAUCAAAUAAAACUUCAGGAUUUGGACCAACUUCUUUAUUAUCAGCAGCUUGGAAAUCAAAUAAAUCAUUAGCUGGAUAUUCUGAACAAGAUGCUCAUGAAUUUUGGCAAUUUUUGGUUAAUGAAUUACAUCAUGGAUUAACAAGUGGUGAUAAUCAUAAUUCAUCAACUUGUGAUUGUGUUGUUCAUAAGGCAUUUUCAAGUGAUCUACAAAGUUCAAUUACAUGUUUAGAAUGUGGGAAUAUAACAAAUGCAACAGAUCCAAUGAUUGAUUUAUCAUUAGAAAUUUCUGGUCAAAAUGAUAAUGUUGUUGAUUGUUUAAGAAAUUUUACACAAACUGAACAAUUAGAUAUUAAAUAUAGUUGUUCUAAAUGUAAUCAAAGAACAAAUGCAACAAAACAAUUAUCAAUCUUGAAAUUCCCAAAUGUCUUAUCAUUACAAUUGAAAAGAUUCAAACAUAAUAAUCAAUCUAUUAAAAUUGAAAGUUUUAUAAAAUUCCCAAUGUUUAUAAACAUGUCAGAAUUUGCUACAAUUUCAAACAAUGUUCCACAAGCAGGUGCAUUAAAUUAUGAAUUAUUUGCUGUCGUGUGUCAUAUUGGAUCUGUUAACACGGGUCAUUAUAUUACAGUUAUUAAAAACAAUGAAGGUAAAUGGUUUAGAUUUGAUGAUUCAGUUGUUACAUUAUUAGAAUGGGAACAAGUUUCAAAACUUCAAGCAUAUUUAUUGUUCUAUAUGAUUCAUCAAUUAUAG